Molecule: messenger RNA, 929 nt
Organism: Vigna umbellata (rice bean)
Lineage: Eukaryota; Viridiplantae; Streptophyta; Magnoliopsida; Fabales; Fabaceae
Product: Acyl-CoA N-acyltransferases (NAT) superfamily protein
Molecular function (GO): N-acetyltransferase activity
Source: RefSeq, a predicted model, not a curated record
GGUCCCGUGAUGGGUCGAAUACACGAAACAUUUAAACAAACACGUGGUGGACAGAGAAGAAGGUGGCGUAACAUAACUUGUGAGUGAUUUGCGUUGGAGGUUGAGAAUGGAUGCGAUGGAAGAGAGUGAGACAGGGAAAGGGAGUGUGAGCUUAGAGGGAGAGAAGGUGAUAUUGGUCCCUUACAUGGAAGCCCAUGUCCCCAAAUAUCACCAAUGGAUGAAGGACCCUUCUCUCCUUCAGGCCACUGCCUCCGAUCCUCUUACCCUUCAGCAGGAGUACCAAAUGCAGCUCUCAUGGUUCCAAGACCCUUCCAAGGAGACCUUCAUUGUACUGGACAAGGACUUGGUUGUUGGACAAUUCUCGCACGGGGAACCCCACCUCGAAGCCAUGGUUGGUGAUGUAAAUCUGUUCAUGAAUGAUUUGGAUGAUCCUCACGUGGCAGAGGUUGAAAUAAUGAUUGCAGAACCAAAGAGCCGUAGGAAGGGACUUGGGAAGGAGUCUGUUCUGAUGAUGAUGACCUUUGCUAUCGAGAAGUUAGGAAUUAAUAUGUUUCUGACUAAAAUUGCAGACUCAAAUGGAGCAUCCCUUGACAUGUUCAAAAAAUUGGUUUGGGUUUGUGCAAACUUCAUAUAGCAACAUCUUCAAGGAGGUCACUUUGGAGUUGCAAGUAACACAGCCCAAGAAAGAGGAGAUGCUUGGUUUAAUGAAAAUGAUAAUCAAACAUACAUAAAAGUAGCAAUAUCACUUCCAGUUUAUUUAAUGGUAAUAGAAUGAUAUCUUCUGUUGCUAUACUUGUUUUGUGAUGUCCGGUUAAAGUGUAACUAUGCUAAAUUCUGACAUUAUUCAUAUAACUCUAACCCUGUCUAAGUGUAAUAAUCUGGAGCUAUAUUAACGGCGAAGGUAUUUAGCGUGUUUAUGUUUUUCUUUU